Penicillium oxalicum is the source of this 2961-nucleotide messenger RNA. RefSeq lists its product as uncharacterized. Bases 1 to 2961 code for a protein of 986 amino acids. The transcript has 4 exons. The record is from RefSeq and is a predicted model, not a curated record. NCBI's taxonomy places the organism in Eukaryota, Fungi, Ascomycota, Eurotiomycetes, Eurotiales, Aspergillaceae.
AUGGAUCCACCGCGAAAAGAUACUACACUUCAGAGGCAUAGCCCGGCUGUGGCCGCUCGCUCGUCAAAGCCCAGAGACCCGGUCGAUCACCUUCUUGACCUCACCCCCUCCAUCCAUGAGGCCUUGGAAACUCACACGGGUCCCAGGAUUGAAAACUUUUCUCAAUCUUCCAGGAGGGCGGGAAACCUGAAUCACUCGCCGUUGUCUCGUGUCAAGGCUAAAGAUAAGAUGUUUACGCCCCCACGAGCAGGGAGUGAGGCUUCUUGGCACAAUGAUCAAUCCCCAACGCGCACCGAAGCCAGGACACCGUCACGUCAGUGUCAGAAAAGAGAGAGCAGCACACCAACAGUGACCAACCCAGCUUCCUCACUUUUGCAGGAUCUCCUCAAAGAACAGCGAGCAAAUCGUCACUCACGAGGAACACUUGCCGAAGACUGGAAUGAGCCCGGACCUCGAACACCGGACGGCUCACGCAGCCAGGAAGAUUCUGCGUCAGACAGGGGGCGGAAAACCGGCGACAUCAUAGUCGGGGGCCAGCGACAGCCAAAGGAAAUGGGAAUUCGCGAGAUGGACCAGUACGUUUCCAAGAUGAACAAGUUGAACUUCGAUCUGAAGCUCGAAAUUCACCACCGAUCAGAGCAAAUGAAGCAAUUGCGGGAGAAGGUCCAGCGCAUGGAUGAAAUGGAGGCCGAGCUCCUUCGCGUGCACGAUCUCGAAGAACAAGUGCGCGCACUGCAAGAUGUAGACAGAGAGAAUCAGCGUCUUCGCGAACAGAAUGAACUCUUGUGCCGUGAGCUCGACAAGCGGAAUCUGGCGGUGACCGAAGCGGUACAACUCAUUUGCCAACUCGAGGCCAAGCUUGACAGCCUGGAGUCAGAGCAGCGGACUCCUUUGAAUUCGUCAAGCCGGCUGGUGCUGGAUGGUCCUAAUGCCUCGACACCAAAACAGCAAAUCAUGAUAGAGAUACCGGAGCGAACCUCCUCUAAGCGAAAAUCAGCCACGAUGAACCGAUCGAUUCGUGCAAAAUCUGCCGAGCUUCACCAGGUCACCAAAGCUCCAUCAUUUCUGCAUGCCGGCCAUCAAAGCACAGCGACGCUGCGCAGUCUCUACGCACCCGAGCACAACGGCUCCCUCUCAGCAUUGAGCGCGCUCUCUCGGUCCGAAAGUCGGUGUACCUUGGAGCAGUCGCCUGACUCACCUCGCCUCAGCGUCUUGAGCGAAUGCAGCGAGCUGUUACCCAUCGCGGUACCUCCCAAGUGGGAUGAGCAUAUUGAGACAAAUGCACCCCACCGUCCAGCUUCAUCUACAAGUAGCAGCGUGGAUAGCUACACCCCCCCUUCCAAGCGCGAAGAUAGCGAUAUGGAUCAAAUUGAUCACUGGAUCGAUACUCAACCAGCUGCGUCUGACACGAUAAUUCGACGAAGACACAACCGAGCAGCGUACGCUACAUCAAAGAGCGUGGAGCCAGAAUUCGGCGGAGAGCUGUAUUCGAUCAAGCCUUCUCGAGGACGCCCAGCACUGGAUGCACUUUUUGAGGGCGCAAGACUGCCCCCAACCCCCGAUACUAUGAGUACAGCAGGCGCUCCCGGUCAUAAAAGAUCAGACGGCAGUAUCGCAGCCAACCAAAGUCCUCGGCCAAGGCGGGAUCACAAAGGCGUUGGGUCAUCCUUGGAACGGCAUCGCUCUGCAGGUGAACUCAUGUCCGGACAGAGCUUUACUAGAAGCGAAAGUUUGCGAACCAUCUUUGGUGACACGCCACGCCUGGGGACCUUUAGCCCUUCUCCGACCUUCUUACCAUACGUUAAUACCACCAAUGUGGUGGGCUCCCCUUUGGAAUCUGAUCGCCCACAUCAAGAACCAUUUACAAUACCCGACACCAUCAUUCGGCCCGCAAGGCAGCAAGAUGUCAUUUUCUCCACGGCGCCUCGUCAGGCUUCUAGCAAGAAACCUCGUCCCAAGUCAUUUGGACCUGAAUUUAUGAAACAUCCCCAGUGGGUACCAACGUCUUCUUCGCCUCCAGCGACACCGACCGACUGGAUGGCAGCCGCGCAGCACGAUUCCCUGCUAUUACCCCGGCGCAAGCUGCGAGACACUAACACACAACCACCAAUUCGAGACGACGCAAGUAUUGCGUCUGAUCUAUCGGAACCCGACGCUCCUGAAGUUCCAACCCUUGACAUGAACGCCCUUGAGAUUGUCGAAAACCCCAUCUCGGAAGGCAUCAAAAAUCCGGAAUCUCGCAUGGACCCUGGCUUUAUCCCCGAUCAUCGACGCAGAAUUAGCUUUAAGCCUCGCUUCUUCCAGCGUGCGUCCGCCAACAAGCGUUCGCAGGGGUCCCCAGCUUCCAAUGAACCGCAUACUACCGACGAUGUUGAUGAAGAUGGUGCGCCGUCACCUAUCAUUCCUAAAACGCGAACCCCUGUCGGAAACGCCCGCCGGAGGCCCGUAUCACAAAUCAUCACCCGCUCGGCGGACACAACUCCCUAUAGUCUAUCAACAAACCAGCGCCUUGAUGCGCCCCUGGAGCAAGACGCUCAAGUCCACCAGUCUUUGAACGAAACAAGGAACAAAGCGGGACCCGUGAAUGGCGCAGCUACCAUCUCUGGUCGACCAACUACGUCACACAGCACGGAAACACGCAAGCGUCGUGGCUCCUUAAGCCUAUUCGGAUGGGUCAAGGGGAUGACAGGUAAACGGUCUGAGCAUGCAUUGUCUCACAAGGCUGAAGAAUCCAAAGGGGAUGAAAACGCUUUUCCAAGUUCCGUCCCACAGAACCAGCCACCACGCACGCAGUCUCCUGACCCUGUUCCUGACCCUGUUCCUGUUCCCGUUCCUGUUCCCGUUCCUGUUCCCGUUCCUGUUCCCGUUCCCGAUGAGUACUCGCUCACCAAUCCCCCCUCGCAAUGGGAUGAUCAAGGGCGCCAGCCGCGUUAUGUGAGUCGGCAUUCGCGGCGGAUCUGA